UGCGCUCUCUCUCUCUCUCUUCCUCUUUAUUGUCUCAAAUUCCAAGUUUUCUUUUUUUGCUUUUUUGAAAGGACUCAAAUUCCAAGUUUUGAACUCAUAGUCAUAGAAAGUGACAUUUUCUUUUAUAAAUAAAAGCUCGUUACUUUUCUCUUGUGAUCUUGGAUAGAACCGAAAACAGGCGCCACUGUUAUCGUUCCAAAUGGAGAAAACUCAAGAAACUGCACUGGCCCAGUUGAGGAAGUCAGUUGAGAAGCUUGGCUCCUCUACAGAGGAAUAUAAGGAUGCAACUUUGAUGAGAUUCUUGAUUGCGAGAUCAAUGGAUCCAGAAAAGGCAGCAAAGAUGUUCAUUCAAUGGCAAAAAUGGAGGGCAACAUUUGUUCCAAAUGGUUUCAUUUCAGAGUCUGAAAUUCAAGAUGAACUUGAAUCAAGAAAGGCUUUUUUGCAAGGUUUAUCAAUAGAGGGAUAUCCAGUUUUUCUUGUCAAAUUAAAAUUGCAUUUUCCAUCGAAGGACCAUCUCCAGUUCAAGAAGUACGUGGUUCAUCUGCUAGACAAAACGAUUGCAAGCUCAUUCAGAGGAAAAGAAAUAGGAAAUGAGAAGUUGAUUGCCAUUAUUGAUCUGCAGCACAUUUCAUAUAAGAACAUUGAUGCACGUGGGUUUAUCGCUGGAUUUCAAUGUUUGCAGGCAUAUUAUCCAGAGCGUCUAGCAAAGCUUUACCUCCUACAUAUGCCGCGAUUCUUUGUUAGUGUUUGGAAAAUGAUUUCUCGAUUCCUUGAGAAGGCAACACUGGAAAAGAUUAUGAUUGUCAGCAACGAUGAAGAAAGAAGAAAUCUCAUAAAGGAGAUUGGUGAAGAAAUUUUACCAGAUGAGUAUGGUGGUCGAACAAAGCUUGUAGCUUUCCAGGAUGCUUUACUACCCCAGUUGGAGGAUUGAUCCCAAGAUAGGUUCAAAAGGUGGCUGCUAAAAAGACAGCUUUUCUCCCUUUUCAGUCCUUCGAAUAAUAUACAAGAGGAACGCAGCUCUUCACUUCCUAUAACCCUUACAUCACAAUCUAGUGGAAUUUGAACUUGAUAUCUCUCGAAAGAGAUUUCAAUUUACGGUUAUAGUUAUAGUGAUCCCAUGGGAGCAACAAUGUUUAAAGCUGUUGAAUAUAUGAAUAAUAUAUAUUAACUUCAAAGGCAGUGGCUAAUUACAAUUUUAAAUACAUAUUUAAUUAACGUUGACUAGCUA
Molecule: messenger RNA, 1228 nt
Organism: Ricinus communis (castor bean)
Lineage: Eukaryota; Viridiplantae; Streptophyta; Magnoliopsida; Malpighiales; Euphorbiaceae
Product: CRAL-TRIO domain-containing protein YKL091C
Exons: 6
Coding region: 200-931 (243 amino acids)
Source: RefSeq, a predicted model, not a curated record